AAGAAAAAGCCAGGAAGUGGCAUCAACCACUCUGGCGUCACUGCAUGUAAACUGGAGCACUCUGCAGAAGGUCCAUACUGUACCGUACUGGGACAGAUGUUCUGCCGGACGUGGCUGUGUCGCUGUGAACCUUUCAGUCUGAGGUCCGGAAAAAAUGCCUUUGACUCCUGCAAACCAGGCCCAGCUGAUCCGGUCCAGUCAGAAGGAUGAAUACUACCGAAGCGUCCUGAGGAACAGCACUAACGAAGCCUGUCAGACUGUCGCAGGAUCCAAACACUGGCUUGACUGGAGGAGGGAGAUAGAGCUGCUGUCAGAUUUAGCUUACUACGGUUUAACAACCCUCUUAGGUUAUCAGACUCUGGGAGAGGAGUACGUCGGCAUCGUCCAGGUGGACCCCACCAAGCGGCAGAUCCCCUCUCGGGGCAGGCGCUGCCUCUUUGUCCUCUGCCAUUCCUUCAUUCCGUACGUUCUUGAGAAAGUCCUGGUUUGUUUGGAGAAUGAGCUGGAAGGCGGGCAGGAGAUGCACGGCAGUGUUGGCAGCAGGCGUCAGGUGGCAUCGGGGUGGUGGAGCUUGGAGCGUUGGCUCAGGAGAGGAGUGCAACUGGCGGUGGGGCUGCUGACGGAGCAGCAGAGGAGAGAGUGCCGGCCGGCUGUGUUUGUGAUACAGCAGAGUGUCGCCCUGCUGCACCGACUCCAUGUGACUCUGUUCUACAUCAGCAGCUCUUUUUAUGACAUGUCCAAAAGAGCAGCUGGAAUCAGCUACCUGCGUGUGAUGGGGCCUAAUGGAGACGACUCCACCAUCAGGAGGAGCUACAGACUGCUGGGUACCAUAUCCUUCCUCCAGCUGCUCAUCACUGUGUGUCUGCAGCUCAACAACUUUAGACAAAGACAGAGAGCCAGGGAGGAGUGGAAGCUCUACAGGAAUUUCAGUCCUCAGCACACAGCAAGCUCCAGCCCCACAGCUCCUCGCUGUAUCCUCUGCCUGGAGGCCCGGAGGCACUCCACCUGCACCCCCUGUGGGCACCUGUUCUGCUGGGAGUGCAUCACAGAGUGGUGCAACACGAAGGCUGAGUGCCCUUUGUGUCGGGAGAAGUUCCUGCCUCACAGACUGGUGUUCCUAAGGAACUAUAGCUAGAACAGUGACGGCUUGACUGUAGCACAUCUUAACGUGUGUUUUUAGUCUCCUCCUCUAGAACAAAACUGCUAAACAACUGAACUUUGAACUUUGACACUAAAUCUUUCAGCCUGCUGUGAUUUACUGUCUCUCCUAACAAAAUAGGAUUUAAAGAUCAGUUUUAGACAGUAUCCUUCAAAUCAUGUAAAUGUUAAUAUAUGGGAAUUACAGCGCCCCCAAGUGACACUGGUGAUUUAUUUAUUUAACUUGUACACAUAAGAUAAUUUCUUAUGUUCUAUAAAAUUUUGUUUUAACACAAACAUCAGUUUAUGAACACAAUUUAUGAGCACAUGUUUAUAGUCAGCGUACCAUUUGGAAGAAAUGCUGGAGAGAUGUGGUGAAACGAGGAUUUGUUUACAGCUUGAUCGAGUAAUAAAAUUGAACUUUGUUUGGAUCAGCUCUGCUGUAAGUUAAGAAAUUAACAGUAAAUGUGUAUAUAAGUUUUGAUUAAAAACAUUAGUUUUCUAUAGAUAGCUGUUAACUAAUGUUUGUAAUGAUCUACUGUUUGUCUUUCAGAUCAGAAAUAAACUUAGAUUCAUCAAAAUGA
Molecule: messenger RNA, 1721 nt
Organism: Girardinichthys multiradiatus
Lineage: Eukaryota; Metazoa; Chordata; Actinopteri; Cyprinodontiformes; Goodeidae
Gene: pex10
Product: peroxisomal biogenesis factor 10
Exons: 6
Coding region: 155-1135 (326 amino acids)
Biological process (GO): protein import into peroxisome matrix
Cellular component (GO): peroxisomal membrane
Molecular function (GO): zinc ion binding
Source: RefSeq, a predicted model, not a curated record